AGCUGCAUAAGGCAAUAAAAGAUUUCGGUUCAAUGAAAAUGUUUUUAGUUCGCAUCACUGGCUUGCUACACGAUUAUCAAAUUCAUUAACUUCAAUAUUUUGAAUAGCAAUGUUUUCACACACCAAUAGAUUUUGGAAUUUUGAUAAUAAUCCGUGCGGAUUGAUUUGGAUAAACGACACGAACCACAAACAAAUUCCCAUACCUCUGAAAUCUGUGUCGAUCACUGCAUCAGUGGUCCAUGCGGUGGCGCAAGUGGAAAUUACACAAGUUUAUGAAAACAGCGAAAAUAACCCAAUAGAAGCGAGUUACAUCUUCCCAGUGGAUUCUAAUGGAGCCGUCACACAUUUUCAGGCAGAGUUGGACGGAAAAGUUAUCAAGGGAGUAGUAAAGACGACAGAAGAUGCGAAAAGGGAUUAUGAAGCCGCAAUUAAGCAGCAAAAAACUGCGUUCCUUGGAGAAGAAACUAAACCAGAUGUUUUUCAUUUGAAAAUUGGAUUCUUGAAACCAGGAGCCUUGGCUAAAGUUGUGAUUGGCUAUGUCACGGAAGUCAAAAACGACGCGGAUAGCCAUGCCAUUCGAUUUGUGAUUCCAACCACCGUGGCCCCAAGAUACGUCCCACCCAGUGACCAUGACCAGAAGAGUGACGAUUUGGCCAAUAUGACAUUCUCUUCAACUUCACCGGCUCCUCUGAACAUCAAAGUCGUGGCAUGCAUUCAGGGCGAGAUCAAGUCCGCGGACAGCUUGUCUUCCCACAAAAUCCUAGUCAAAAGCAAAGGAACAAUUCCAGAACAGCCGGGUUGGAAUAAAGCUGUGGUGACGCUUGUUGGCAAUGUGACUGAAAUGGAUCGCGAUUUUGUCUUGUUGGUGACUCCGUUGGAGGCUGUCAUGAAACCGAGAGUAUAUUACGAGAUUUUGGAAAACGGUUCCCUGGCCGCAAUGACGCAUCUAAUUCCAAGCUUCGCUCUUAAAGAGGAGAAAGUGGAAUUGAUCAUUGUCGUGGAUCGAUCUGGAUCAAUGGGUGGUCAGAGUAUUCGGAUGGCCAGUGCUGCGCUGCAGCUCUUCUUGCACUCUCUCCCGACUGAUUGCUAUUUCAACGUUGUCGGGUUCGGUUCGAGCUAUGAAGUUCAGUUUAAGGAAGGAAGUGCAAAGUAUGGACCGGAGAGUUUGCAUUAUGCAGUGAAUAGUGCUAAAUGCAUUUCUGCAAAUUUAGGAGGGACUGAAAUACUUGAACCUUUGCAGCACAUUUAUUCAAGACCAUCGAUUCCUGGAUAUUUGCGACAAAUUUUUGUCAUUACAGAUGGUCAGGUGUCAAACACUGAGCAAGUAAUAUCCCUCGUCCAACAGAAUGCUCACAACAGUCGCCUGUUUGCACUCGGGAUUGGAGCCUCCUCGUCUCGCCACUUGGUUGAAGGGAUGGCGACUGCGGGUGGAGGGACCUGUGCCUUUGUCGAGGGGGACGCAAGUAUCCAGAAGGCGACGCUGAGUCAACUAAAAAAUGCUUUACAACCAUCCCUGACGGACAUAAAAAUUGAAUGGAUGGGAAUUCGAAACCCACAAAGAGUAGAACUUAACACGGAAAAGACACUUUUUGGCUACAACAAGCCAGUUGAGCCGGAAGUGAAAGGAAGCAAGUUUUCACAGUCUCCCAAGAACAUUCCGCCAAUCUUUGACGGAAGUCAACUGGUCGUCUUUGGCAUUUUCCCACCCGGUCAAGACAGACCCUCCGGAGUUAAGCUAACUGCCAAUUCCCCCGAUGGUCCGUUGACUUUGAACAUUGCUAUGAAUGAAACGAACCUUCUUGGAAGCACGCAAAUGCUCCACAAACUGGCAGUGAUAAAACUGAUACGCGAAUUGGAAAUCGAGGGGACCAUGACGGCCAGUGCGAUUAAAGAUGAAAUAGUCGCCCUUGGAGUUGAACAUGGAAUCACGUCGAAAUACACUUCCUACAUUUCUGUUGACGACUUAGCUCCAACAGAAUUACAUUUUGGACCAAUGCAAUUUCGGCAGAUUCGUCCUCAGUCACUUCACUACCCUGUGGCGUUUGACGUGCCAAGUUCUUGUAGAAGGAAAAUGGCAAGAAGAUGCUCCCCUACCGAGGACGUGUGCGAUGGCCCGAGUGACAGGAAACAUCACUAUGCCUAUAAGUCAAAUAGUUCACUUAAAUUACAAGCAGAUUCCAAACUUAUUAAAAAUGCAUCAUCAUCUGCCACGUUCAACUCCUCUGUAUUUAUGGAAUCAAACAGUGACGAUGAAAACGAUGAAACAUCUUCGUCACCUCCGACCACUCGAGCACAAAGGGUGCUUAGCAUCGUUAACCUUCAAAGCUUUGACGGAUCAUUUCAAUUAACCCAAGAUUUAUGCAAAUUAAUAUGUUUGUCGUAUGAAGAAAUGAAGGCUGAAGCUUCCAAACAAGGAUGGAAUACUGCUGUUUGGGCUACAACGCUGGCUAUUUCUUGUCUGAUAAUGACUGACCUAAAAGAUGAAAAAGACUCGUGGGAUCUGGUUGUUAAGAAAGCCGAGAAAUGGAUAUCCCAGACUUGUCGUGAUACCACUGCUUUGCAAGUAAUCAAAGAAUCAGCUAUUGCAUUCUACAUCAAAAGUGGAAUGCUAGCCAAUUAAAUACACCAGUAUUAACUCCGAUUAACUAAACCUUCUCAUAAUUUUGUUUAUGUAUUUUUAUUUAUUAUUAUUCAAUUUUAUUUAUUUUUAUUUAUUAUAUUCAUAUAAUUUUUAUUUUAUUUUUAAACUUCGAUAUUAUAAGGCACAGCAAUACAAAAGUUUAAUAGAACCAGACAUUCCUAUUGCUGUACAUAAAAUAUGUAUGUAAAAAGUUUUAUACGAGUACACCAUAUGUUUUUACGAAUUAAUUAAGACUGCUACUAGUAAUAAUUUUCGUUACCAUUAAUUUAUGUUCAAAAUGAAAUUCUUGGUGCUGUUAAAUUGUUGGUGCUAAUAAAUUUAAUAAAUAAGUUAAUAAAUUUCUA
Messenger RNA from Folsomia candida, 2985 nucleotides. Its product is annotated as von Willebrand factor A domain-containing protein 5A. Bases 110 to 2620 code for a protein of 836 amino acids. The record is from RefSeq and is a predicted model, not a curated record. The transcript is spliced from 10 exons. NCBI's taxonomy places the organism in Eukaryota, Metazoa, Arthropoda, Collembola, Entomobryomorpha, Isotomidae.